AUGGGUAAUGACGGCGGAAGUAUUCCGAAACGGCGCGAGCUCGUUCGCGAAGCUGCCCGCGCUCCAAAUACCUCUCAGAUGAAAGAAACCCUGCGCGAAGCGCAAGAAUACGCCUGGACUACAUGCCCCCUCUCCCACAAAGUUCUGGCACGCCCAAUCGUCUCAGACGCCGUCGGCAACCUUUAUAAUAAAGAUUCUAUCCUCGAAUUCCUGAUUCCCGGUGACGACAAAGAGGGCAUCAGCUCGAAGUCUGACUGCGAGGAGAUUACUAGCGGCCGAAUCAAGUCGCUUCGUGAUGUGGUAGAGCUGCAUUUCGAGGUUGAUACCGAUGGCAAGGAACAUCCAUCCGAUCUUAUCAACGCGCACCGCCACAUUCGUCGUGAAGGCUGGGUCUGUCCCAUCACUUCUAAGCCACUCGGUCCCAACAUGAGGUCUGUCUACCUGGUACCCUGCGGCCAUGUCUUCGCUGAGGAAGCUCUUCGCCUGCUCAAGGUAGACAGGUGUAUUCAGUGCGAGGAGCCCUACACCGAAGAUAACAUCAUUCUUAUCUUGCCUACCAAAGAAGAGGACAAGGAGCGUCUCAUUGCUCGCGGCCAGAAACUCGCCGACCAGGGCCUUACGCACUCCCUGAAAAAAGCACCUGGCUCGAAGAAGAAACGCAAGAAGGCAUUGAUGAGCUCGGAUGGCCCGAGCGAGGCGACUCAGACUAAUGCCCCUGCAUCUUCGGGGAAUGGUAUCAAAAAUGCCGCGACUUCUCUGAUCACUGCUCGUGUGCUCGAGGAACAGAACAAGAAGCGACGAAAGAUGGCUGGUCGUAAUGAGAAUAUUGACAGUCUCUUUACCAAGGAGACAGAGGGCAAGAAGGAUGGUGAUUUCAUGACUCGGGGCUUCACCAUCCCCGCCUCGGCUCGUAGAUAA
This is a messenger RNA of Penicillium taxi, 918 nucleotides long. Its product is annotated as replication termination factor 2. Gene Ontology annotation, biological process: mitotic DNA replication termination; site-specific DNA replication termination at RTS1 barrier. The transcript is spliced from 2 exons. Gene Ontology annotation, cellular component: nucleus. The record is from RefSeq and is a predicted model, not a curated record. Lineage: Eukaryota; Fungi; Ascomycota; Eurotiomycetes; Eurotiales; Aspergillaceae. Bases 1 to 918 code for a protein of 305 amino acids.